AUGAGCUACAGCGAGGAACAGCUGGCGCAGUAUUUUGCCCACCUAGGCUACGACCCGCGCGUCGACCCGACCCGGCCGUCGGGCUGGCUCGACUCGGACCGACUGGGUUUCCUCACGGAGCUGCAGGCGCGCCAGCUGGCCCGCGUCCCGUUCGAAAGCAUUUCGCUGCAUUAUUCGGCCGCCAACCCGCCUCUUUCGUUGGACCUGCAGGACCUGUUCCGCAAGAUAGUCCACGAGGGUCGAGGCGGCUACUGCAUGGAGCUCAACGCGUUUUUCAGCGCCGUGCUGCGCGGCCUGGGCUUCACACUCAUCAACACCGGCGCCAGGGUCAUGGGGCAGGACGGCGUUUUUAUGGGCUGGAACCACCACCUGAACCUCGUCUCUAUCAAUGGCAUCCGAUAUAUGGUCGACGUUGGGUUCGGCAAAGGGGGCUCGUUCUCGCCUGUGCCGCUGGACCGCGCUGCCGCCGAGCGCGAGGGCGGCCUGGAGUUCGAGCCGGUGCUAGGCACUCGCGGGAGACUCGAGUACAAGCGGCUGGAGCUACAUAGCGACCCGACUCAGCGCGUCUGGGUUUACUCGACGCUGAACUCGCCCUGGUCGACGUUGGCGGAAGACAAUGAGGAGCAGGCGGGCGAGGGCCCCACGUGGCGGCCGCGCUACUGCUUUGGCGAACUCGAGUAUCUGCCAGCCGAUUAUGAGGUUAUGAACUACUAUGCCAUGACCAACCUAUCCAGCUAUUUCGUCACGGCAGUGCUAGCGGUUCGGACCAUUUUGCAGGAGGAGGAGGAGGAUUCUUGCGGCGACGCAGACGCUGUUGGGGAUGCGUCGGCCGGUGGUAGUACCCGACCUCGAGCCAAGGGGACGAUCGUGCUACACAAGGACGAAGUCAAGCAAACGAUCCGUGGAAAGCCCAAACUGCUCGAAAGGCUGACCAGCGAAGAGCAGAGGGUCCAGGCGCUGGAGAAGUAUUUUGGCCUGGUGGUCAGCCCAGAGCAGGCAGCGUGCAUCAAAGGCCGCGAGAGCGAGAUCCGGACAGAAUAG
Gaeumannomyces tritici R3-111a-1 is the source of this 1041-nucleotide messenger RNA. RefSeq names its product N-acetyltransferase. The record is from RefSeq and is a predicted model, not a curated record. The transcript is spliced from 2 exons. Gene Ontology annotation, molecular function: acetyltransferase activity. Bases 1 to 1041 code for a protein of 346 amino acids. Lineage: Eukaryota; Fungi; Ascomycota; Sordariomycetes; Magnaporthales; Magnaporthaceae.